GUAUAUGUAAAACCCUACUCUUCGCAAGUUUGAAUUUAACACUGCACCAACCUUCUUUCUUCUUUCUCUCGGAUCUCUAUCCAUUAGUCGUCCCAGCAGCAAUGGAAGCUACAGCGAUGGCCUCGUCGCCACACUCCCUCUUCCUUCAGAAUCCAGUUCGCCACAGCCUCCUCAAGCCCAAUCCGACCACUAUGACCAUCUUCAAUGUCAACCAAUUGCGACCCAGAAAGCCCCUCUCGAUUUCUUGUGUAACCCAAACUCAAGAUCGGGAGUUGAUCCAUACCCAGAAUCAGGAGGAGGCAGAUCGCGUCUUCAACUUCGCUGCCGGUCCGGCUAAUUUGCCCCUAAACGUCCUUAAGAAGUCCCAAUCGGAGCUCGUGAACUGGAGGGGAUCUGGUAUGAGCGUGAUGGAGAUGAGCCACAGAGGGAAGGAAUUCAAGUCAAUAAUUGAAAAGGCCGAAGCUGAUCUCCGUACCCUUCUGGGCAUACCUGAGAACUACGCCGUUUUGUUCUUGCAGGGCGGUGCCACCACCCAGUUCGCCGCGAUCCCUCUGAAUCUUUGCAAACCCGAUGACCCGGUUGAUUAUCUGGUUACCGGGUCGUGGGGGGACAAGGCAUUCAAGGAGGCUCCAAAGUACUGUAAGCCAAAGGUGAUUUGGUCCGGAAAAUCAGAGAAGUAUACAAAUAUACCAGCUUUUGAUACUCUGAAUCAGAACCCAGAUGCCAAAUAUUUGCAUAUAUGCGCCAAUGAGACUAUUCAUGGAGUUGAGUUCAAGGACUACCCAACUCCCAGAAAUGCAACAGGGAUCUUGAUUGCUGAUAUGUCAUCGAAUUUCUGUUCAAAGCCUGUUGAUGUCUCCAAAUUUGGGAUUAUCUAUGCAGGGGCUCAGAAGAACAUAGCUCCAUCUGGGGUCACGGUUGUGAUAAUCAGGAAGGAUUUGAUUGGAAAUGCUCAAGAGAUAACUCCGGUGAUGUUGGAAUACAAGAUCCACGCUGAUAACAACUCAUUAUACAAUACUCCUCCUUGUUGGCCAAUCUACAUUAGUGGGUUGGUGUUUGAGGAUCUAUUGGAGCAAGGAGGUUUGGCGGAGGUUGAGAAGAAGAACAAGAGGAAAGGUGAGUUGCUAUACAAUGCCAUUGAUGAGAGUAAAGGGUUUUACAGGUGCCCUGUGGAGAAGUCUGUUAGGUCACUGAUGAAUGUGCCAUUUACACUGGAGAAGUCUGAUUUGGAGGCUGAAUUUAUCAAGGAAGCUGCUAAGGAGAAGAUGGUGCAGCUCAAGGGGCAUAGGUCAGUUGGAGGGAUGAGAGCCUCCAUAUACAAUGCUAUGCCUUUGGCUGGUGUUGAGAAGUUGGUUGCUUUCAUGAAGGAUUUCCAAGCAAGGCAUGCUUGAUUCGUUCAGAAAUCUUUCAUCUUUGUGCCAUCCUGUUCUUUUUCCUUGUGUUUUUCAGCUUUUCGCAACUGAUGCAAAUGAUUUUGGGUAUUGUGUUAUUGUGUUUUCAGCUAGAGUAGAAGUCAAGUAAGAUCUUUAGAAUGGUUAAUCAUCAUCCUGCUCUUUCCUUUGUUGAAUUCCUUGUUUGUCUAAGAUAAUGAAUUUUGCUUGAUUCAUAGUGAAAUGAAUAAUAUGGAUUGGAACUCAUUUUCUAGGAA
Molecule: messenger RNA, 1648 nt
Organism: Tripterygium wilfordii
Lineage: Eukaryota; Viridiplantae; Streptophyta; Magnoliopsida; Celastrales; Celastraceae
Product: phosphoserine aminotransferase 2, chloroplastic-like
Exons: 1
Coding region: 102-1391 (429 amino acids)
Biological process (GO): L-serine biosynthetic process
Cellular component (GO): chloroplast stroma; cytoplasm
Molecular function (GO): O-phospho-L-serine:2-oxoglutarate transaminase activity; pyridoxal phosphate binding
Source: RefSeq, a predicted model, not a curated record